UCCGGGUAAAAAGCAUCGGAAAUGCUUUGGGCUUGCUGAAAGGCGGAUCCCUACGUUCUACUUUGUCUUUUACAAACAGAAUUUUCUCUGCCUUUCUUUCAGCAAGUCGAACCAAACACCAUAAUAAUAGAUUGUAACACAGGUCUCACAUAUAUCUUAACAGAGUAGAACUUGUAGGGGCGGCAGUGGGCAUUUUGUCGCUCUGCUCUUAGCCAAUACGCGGCUAACUUUGAACACAUUAGCACCCAACUUGCCAAGUGUCCUGUAUCGCAGAGGGGCAGCGAUAGCAUCUGUACUAAAUACUGUAAGAUGGCAGACAAUGAACCGAUGUGGGCAUUGAAGAACGGCCAACUGGAAGAUGUCAAAGCGAUAUUGGUGACGGCUGAAGAUGUGAACAGAAUUCUAGAGGGUGGAAGGAUGCCUCUACAUGUAGCUGCAGACUUUGGUCAUGCUGAAGUUGUGGAGUACCUUAUUUCUAAAGGAGCGGACGUUAACGCUCCAGACAAGCAUGGCAUCACUCCUCUGCUCGCUGCUUGUUAUGAAGGCCAUACCUCCUGUGUCAAGAUCCUGCUAGCAAAGGGAGCGAACAAAGCUGUUAAAGGUCCUGAUGGUCUGAAUGCUUUUGAAGCUGCUGAGACUGACGGUUUGAAGGCCCUGCUGAAGUGAGGCAUGAGACACGGCUGGACGAGGCUGGACUGGCAGGGGCACAGGGGGCAGACAAGAGAACUGACGAUGGACGCAGUGCUCACAUGACAGAGGACAAACACAACUCUAAAUCUUGGAACAACCUCUGCCUAAAAUACACUGCUUUGUACCUUUGAUAGAGAUGGUCAGUUUUCUUUGUCUGGGCAUUUUCCCAAUUAUUUUCUUUCUUUUUUUACUCACAGUUUUUGGGUUUCGCUUUGUCUUCUUUUUAACCUCUGAUUGUAGCCAGAGGGUCUGUCAGCUCUGUCUCUCUGGGGGACCAAAAACGUAGAAACUUAUCCAGACAAAAAUGCAAAAACAAUAAGCACUUAAACAUUGUUCCAAAUUACAGCUGAAUUUGAAUAAUUGGCCUUUUUAUACUCUUAGAUGAGACUUAAUUGUAUGGGCAUUUAGUGCAUUGUACUUAAUUAAACUGAGGAAUAAGAGUGGGAAGAAAAUGUAUUUGUGUAUUUUUUUAUAACAAAUUCACCCCUAACCAAAUCACACAACAAAAGGCUUUUUCUCAACUGCUUAAUAAAUGGUUAAUAAAUGGCAAUUUCCAAUCAUCACAUUAACUAAAUAAAUAUAAUAGAUAUAAAUCCACCUGUUUUUGCAACAUAGAAACGAUAAAGUAAAACAAAUGAUAUCUGAGACCAAUGACUUUUAGUAGCAGUUCUUGUAUUCUGUAUUUGGUGGCCAAUAGGAGUAAUAGAGGUGCUUUGUUUAAACUGGAUUGUGGAUUUAGUUGGAAUGGUUUGAAAAUCUGUCUAUUUUGCUGCAUGUCAAACUGCCUCUGCUUUUAUGCUAUGAAAUGGUCACAGUCCUCUUUUGGUUGCUUUGAGAUCACCUACAACGGUGUAGCGGACAAAAACAUGCUCUUGCUGACUUUGUUGUGACAAAAAGUCUGUAAAAACAAAUAAAAAAUGACAAAUAA
Molecule: messenger RNA, 1618 nt
Organism: Boleophthalmus pectinirostris (great blue-spotted mudskipper)
Lineage: Eukaryota; Metazoa; Chordata; Actinopteri; Gobiiformes; Gobiidae
Gene: mtpn
Product: myotrophin
Exons: 4
Coding region: 310-666 (118 amino acids)
Biological process (GO): regulation of barbed-end actin filament capping
Cellular component (GO): cytoplasm; nucleus
Molecular function (GO): protein binding
Source: RefSeq, a predicted model, not a curated record